Messenger RNA from Fusarium pseudograminearum CS3096, 1590 nucleotides. RefSeq lists its product as uncharacterized. Lineage: Eukaryota; Fungi; Ascomycota; Sordariomycetes; Hypocreales; Nectriaceae. The transcript has a single exon. The coding region runs from base 1 to 1590 and encodes 529 amino acids. The record is from RefSeq and is a predicted model, not a curated record.
AUGGCCUCACAUUCAGAUUCAGUGACGGCAAACCCCAAAGAUGUGCAUGAUGAUCCCGUCAAGCAGGAUGUUGGUACAGGCGUUGUAGUGCCCACCUUGGCCGAGGGUGAUAUGCCUACGACCUCCAAGUGGGAAAUCUGGAGUUGGUAUGCCUACUACAUCGGUGCCAAUGGACUCGCCCUUUUCAACUUUGGACCAACUGCUUUUCAAAACCUGCUUUCACAGGCGGCGCCAAAAGAUACCGGCCUUUUACCUUUCGCUGGCCGUGAGCGAGAUGUCAACAGUAUCGUUCUACUCGCCAAUGGCAUCUCAUUCGCUUUACAAGCCGUUCUCUUCCUCAUCAUCGGAGCAUACGCAGACUUUGGAAGUGGACGACGAUGGAUUUUGGUGGUAUGGUCAAUUGUUGCCUACGGAAUCGGGUUUGGGUGGUUGGGAGUUCACGACCCCAGUAAAUGGCAGACGGCAACGGGCUUGUACAUUGUCGGUCUGAUCGCGUACCAGAUGACGCUCACAUACUGGACGGCAGCAUUCCCCUCUCUUGCACGAAACACACCUCAACUGAAGGAAGCAGCACUACAAUUCGAGUCGGGUGACAUCACACAGCAAGACAUGGACCGAAAGGACGAAAUGGAAAGGAGCAGACUCAGCAACGUUGCCUUUUACAUCCAAUCCGUUGGUGAAGUUGUCAUUCUAGCUAUGAUUGUGGGCGUCAUGUUUGGCGUCAAAGUUGACAAGAGUCCAGAGAACAACAACUGGGGGCUUUCUGUGCUUAUAGCAUUUGCAACUGCUUGUUGGCUUGUACUCUCAAUCCCUUGGUUUUUCAUCGAGAAGAAGCGUCCCGGCAUGAAGGUCCCUGAUCACUUGAACAUUAUCACAGUCGGGUUCUGGCAGCUUUGGGAGGCUCUCACGCAAAUCUGGCACUUGAAGCAGAGCUUGAUCUACCUUGUUGGCUAUUUCCUUCUAGGAGACUCCCUCAACACUACGGUGACAGUCAUCGGCACACUACAGAAUCAGGUUGUCAGUUACGAGACUCUGACUCUAACCUACCUUCUCAUCGUCGGCAUUGUUGCUCAAGCUGUCGGAAUUGGUGCCUUUUGGAUGAUCCAGAAGAAAUUCAACCUCAGCGUCAAGGCCAUGUUCAACGCCGUCAUGGUCUUUAUCAUCUUGUUAGAUGGGUGGGGCAUGGUUGGAAACUGGACUGAUAAGUUCGGUUUCAAGAAUGUCUGGGAAAUUUGGCUGUACCAAGCAUUCUAUGGACUCUUCGUUUGUCCCUGGUACAGCUACUCUCAAAUCAUGAUUAGUUCUGUUACGCCCCGAGGCCACGAAUUCCUUUUCUUCUCUCUGUUCAACAUUAUUGGCAAAUCGUCGAGCUUCAUCGGACCAUUCAUCAGCAGUGCUAUUAUCGAUGCUACUCCAGGAGGUACCAACAAUAGCGCGCCCUUCUAUUUUCUGUUUGCUUUGAGCUUGGUUAGCGCAGUUGGUAUCUGGUCCUUUUUGGAUCUGGAGAAGAGUGCAAGGGAGCAAGAGGCAUUUAUUAUAGAAGAGAAAAUCCGCAUGGGCGAGGACUCAGAUGCCAGCAAAACCACUUAG